Messenger RNA from Lolium perenne, 1177 nucleotides. RefSeq names its product ras-related protein RABE1e. The record is from RefSeq and is a predicted model, not a curated record. Gene Ontology annotation, molecular function: GTPase activity; GTP binding. Lineage: Eukaryota; Viridiplantae; Streptophyta; Magnoliopsida; Poales; Poaceae.
UUUCUCCCUCGCCUACAGCUGGACGCUUCGUUUGCUUCUUCCGUCUCCUCCCCUCUCUCCUCGCUAACAAGACAGAGAGAACAGGAGAGAGAGGACCACAAAUUCCCCACGAGACGAGAGCAAGGGAGGGCGAGGACCGAGGAGAGCUCGUCGUCCGGCCAGCCUACCAUGGCGGCGGCCACGUCGAGGCCGCGCGGCGACUACGACCACCUCAUCAAGCUCCUCCUCAUCGGCGACAGCGGAGUAGGGAAGAGUUGCUUGCUACUGCGGUUUUCUGAUGACACUUUCACUACAAGUUUUAUUACCACCAUUGGCAUUGAUUUCAAGGUUAGGACAGUUGAGCUUGAUGGAAGGCGUGUAAAAUUGCAGAUCUGGGACACUGCCGGUCAAGAACGUUUUCGGACAAUCACAACUGCUUACUACAGAGGAGCGAUGGGCAUUCUGCUUGUCUAUGACGUUACAGAUGAGUCAUCCUUCAACAACAUUAGAAAUUGGAUUCGCAACAUAGAACAGCAUGCAUCUGAUAAUGUUAACAAGAUCUUGGUGGGAAACAAGGUCGAUAUGGAUGCAAAGCGGGUGGUGUCCACAGCUCAAGGCCAGAAGCUUGCAGAUGAGUAUGGGAUUAAAUUUUUUGAGACGAGUGCAAAAACAAAUCAAAACGUGGAGGAAGUAUUCUUUACCAUUGCAAGGGACAUUAAGCAAAGGUUGACUGAAACUGUUGCCGCGGCAACGGAGGCCCCAACUAUUCAAAUCAAUAGGCAAGACCCAGAUCAGGCUGGUGGGGCCGCAUCAAGAUGGUCAUCGUCCUGCUGUAACACCUGAUCAAUGGGUUGGCGCAACUGCACCGCUUAUCCUAGCAUAGCCGGUGCAUGCUUGCCAGUUAGCCGGUGCCGCCUUCUGCAUGUUUACUUCGGUGACAUGCCAGGAUGUAUAUUUCGCCCAGCCGAUUGAUUUCUAGCUCAAAAGAUCUAUCCUCUGGCCAGUUGGUGGUGUUAUUCCCAGUGAGGUGUUUGCUUUUCAUUCUUGUCCUCUAGAUCCGUUUAGUGCUGAUUUGUGCUCUACUCUUAUUUUAGCUCUAGGAUUACCAGAGCAAACAGUUCAACAGAUAAGCUGACGUAUUUGCUUACUUCAUUCAUGUAAAAGGAUCUUCCGAGACAGGAGUAUCUGAUUGUCUGAA